Messenger RNA from Notechis scutatus (mainland tiger snake), 4386 nucleotides. It is a transcript of the gene DHX37, whose product is annotated as DEAH-box helicase 37. Gene Ontology annotation, molecular function: ATP binding; helicase activity; RNA binding. Gene Ontology annotation, cellular component: intracellular anatomical structure; nucleolus. NCBI's taxonomy places the organism in Eukaryota, Metazoa, Chordata, Lepidosauria, Squamata, Elapidae. Gene Ontology annotation, biological process: maturation of SSU-rRNA from tricistronic rRNA transcript (SSU-rRNA, 5.8S rRNA, LSU-rRNA). The record is from RefSeq and is a predicted model, not a curated record.
UUCCCGGGGAGGUCCACGUGGGUUGGAGUGGCUCCGUUGACGCGCGCCUCGAUGGGGAAGGCGCAAAAGAGGCGCAACUGGCGGGCGCGGCUGCCAGGAUCGCCCAGGAGGGGGGGUCCCGCUCCCCAGGAGCCCGUGCAGCUGGAACUGGGAGAUGAAGCCAUUUUGAAAGGAGUGGAUGAGAGCAACGCCCUGGUUCUUCCAUCCCGAAAAAGCCAGGAGAAACCAGCAACCUGCUUUAAAAGUCCAGGAAAGAAACCCCUGACCAAGAAGCAGAAGAAGAAUUUGCAAAAGGUUUUGGAACAGAAAGCCAAGAAAGAAAAGCGAGCGGAAUUGCUGAAAAAGCUGAGCGAAGUCCAGGUGCCUGAAGCCGAAAUGAAGCUUCUCUAUACCACGUCCAAGCUGGGAACAGGAAAACGGAUGUUCCAGGCGAAAAGGUCAGUCCAGGAAGCAAAUGCCAGCUGGUCGAAGAAAAUCAAAAGCAUUGCGGGUGCCAGUAGGAAAAGAGGCAGACUUGAAUUGGAGGAGGAAGAGGUAGAAGAAGAGGAGGAGGAGGAAGAGGAGGAGGAGGAGGAUUCUGAGAAGGAAGAACAGGUUGGCAAGGCACUCCCAGAAGCCUCCACCACCACCACCGAGAUAGAAUCCACAAAGGUCUCCAAAUCUCCACCUUCUUUACCCAAAGAACUUGAUAAACCUUCUGGGCAAAGAAACACAACCUCUAAGACCACGUCUGAACCUGCAGUAUUUGUUCCAGUGGAUCGAUCCCCCGAGAUCCAGGAAGCCAGGUUGAAACUCCCAAUUCUUGGAGAAGAGCAGGUUGUAAUGGAAGCUGUGCGGGAGAAUCCCAUCGUCAUCAUAUGCGGGGAAACAGGUUGCGGGAAAACUACACAAGUGCCUCAGUUCCUCUAUGAAGCAGGCUACGCGAGCACCGGUGGCAUCAUUGGGAUUACAGAACCUCGGCGUGUAGCAGCGAUAUCUAUGUCUCAGCGAGUUGCAGCAGAAAUGAAUUUAUCCCAACAUGUGAUUUCCUACCAAAUCCGUUAUGAGGGGAAUGUGACAAAGGAGACGAAAAUCAAGUUCAUGACAGAUGGUGUGCUGUUGAAAGAAAUCCAGAAGGAUUUUUUGUUAUCCAAGUACCACGUCAUCAUUCUGGACGAAGCCCACGAGAGGAGCGUCUAUACCGACAUCUUAAUCGGUCUUUUAUCUCGCAUCGUGCCUCUUCGAGCUAAGAAAGGGCAGCUGCUGAAACUGAUCAUCAUGUCUGCAACGCUGCGGGUCGAGGAUUUCACCGCCAACCAGAAACUCUUUCCUGUUCCUCCUCCGGUUAUCCAGGUGGAUGCGAGGCAGUUUCCAGUCACUGUUCAUUUCAACAAGAGGACCCCGUUGGAAGAUUACCGUGGGGAAUGUUUCCGGAAAGUCUGCAAAAUUCACCGAAUGCUUCCUCCAGGGGGCAUUUUGGUGUUCUUAACCGGACAGGCCGAAGUCCAUUCCCUUUGUCGGAGGCUAAGGAAGUCCUUCCCGUUUUGCAAAAAUGCAACCGCGGGCUUUGAAUUUGAAGACGAUUCCGUAGAAGCCGUCAGAAAGUUUAAGAAAUCCAGGCAGAAAAAGAAACAUGCUCUUCAAUCCCUGCCCAAAAUUAAUCUGGAUAAUUAUUCCAUUCUGCCGAUUGACGAAGGGGAUGAAGAUCGAGAGGCCGCGGAAGACGACGAAGAAGCGAACUCGGCUGGUUCAGAUCUUGAUCUUGAUCUGGGUGAAAAUUGCCUGCAAGAAGGUGAAAAACCGGAUUCUUCCCACCCACUUUACGUUCUUCCUCUCUACUCUUUGUUGGCUCCUGAAAAGCAAGCCAAGGUUUUCAGGCCGCCUCCACCUGGGACCAGGCUGUGCGUCGUGGCUACCAACGUGGCAGAGACGUCACUCACCAUCCCGGGCGUCAGAUACGUGGUUGAUUGCGGGAAGGUCAAGAAACGGUUCUACGACAAAGUCACCGGCAUCUCGUCCUUCAAGGUUAUGUGGACGUCACAGGCUUCGGCCAACCAGCGGGCGGGACGAGCUGGCCGUACAGAGCCAGGACACUGUUACAGGCUGUAUUCUUCAGCUGUGUUCAGCGAUUUUGAGCCAUUCUCUGCUCCCGAGAUCACCAGGCGGCCUGUGGACGAUUUAAUCCUGCAAAUGAAAGCGUUGAACAUCGAGAAGGUAAUCAACUUCCCAUUUCCUACCCCUCCGUCCUCCGAUGCCCUGAAGGCCGCGGAGGAAUUGCUGAUCGCCCUCGGUGCCUUGAAGCCUCCCGCCACGUCUGGAAGGUUGGGAAAGCUGCAGGAAGCCAAGUUCAGCUGUCCCAUCAGUCCUUUGGGCGUCCUCAUGGCCUCCUUCCCAGUAGCCCCACGCUACGCCAAGAUGCUGGCCUUGAGCCAACAGCAUCACUGCCUGCCCUACACCAUCGCCUUAGUCUCGGCCUUGACGGUGAGGGAGCUGUUUGAAGAGUUCAACAGGCCUGCCCUGAAUGAAGAAGAUCAUGAGAACCUGAAAGGGAAGAGAGCCCGUAUGGCACAGAUGCAAAGGGUUUGGGCUGGCCAAGGACCUUCCCAGAAGCUGGGAGAUCUCAUGGUGAUGCUUGGAGCCGUGGGGGCUUGUGAGUAUGCAGGAUGCACUCCUCAUUUCUGUAGCUCCAAUGGCCUGCGCUACAAGGCCAUGGUGGAAAUCUGGCGGCUGCGCGGGCAGCUCACCACGGCAGUGAAUGCCGUUUGCCCGGGUUCAGAGCUCUUCGUUGACCCCCAAAUGAAGCCCCCCACAGAAGAACAGGCCACUUUCUUGAGGCAGAUUGUCCUGGCCGGAUUGGGAGAUCACGUCGCCCGAAGGAUCCAGGCGGACGAACUCCUUGAUGAGAAGUGGAAAAACGGCUACAAGACACCACUGCUGGACGAUCCGGUCUUCAUCCACCCCAAUUCCAUCCUGUUUAAGCAGCUCCCGGAGUUUGUGGUGUAUCAGGAAAUCGUUGAAACCACCAAGAUGUACAUGAAAGGGAUUUCGGCAAUUGAACCUGAGUGGAUCCCUCUUCUCCUGCCCCCCUACUGCCAUUUUGAAAAGCCCCUGGAAGAGCCGCCUCCAUUUUGCUGUCCCAAAACUGGCCAUGUCCGUUGCCACAGGCCCAGCGUCUUCUAUCGGGUCGGUUGGGCGCUUCCUGCGGUGGAGGUUGAUUAUCCCGAAGGCCUUGAUCGUUUCAAACAUUUUGCCAGGUUUCUCCUGGAAGGAAAGGUUGUGAAAUUGUUGGCGGCUUACCGCCGUUGCCUGCUGUCGAGCCCAGUCACGAUGCUGAAGACCUGGUCCAAACUUCAGCCCAGGACAGAAUCUUUGCUUCAAGCGCUCGUUUCUGAAAAUGCUGAUAACCGGGACACUUUACAGCUAGCCUGGAAGAAAAAUCCAAAAUAUUUAUUGGCUGAAUAUUGCCAGUGGGUUCCAGAAGUCACUCACGAGGGAAUUGCUAAAAUGUGGCCUCCGGUGCAUUGAUGCGGUGAAUGUUUGAGCCAGGAACUCUCCAGCUUGUGUUCUUCCCGAAAAGCCCAUGAAGAUUUUCCUGGGGAAAAGCAAGAUCCGUAAUUGCACAAGGAAAGGGAAGAAAGAUUAAACCUUUCUUCAUUUGUCAUCCCAAGGGGCAACGUGUGCAAUUUGUGACCUGCAAAGGAGCACAACACGUGAUAUUUGCGACCUGCAAAAAAUAAUAAUCGUGCAGAUGUUCAGCUGUGCUGAAUGCAGCAGCUGUCCAGUGAACAAAAACAAUGCACAUCAUUUCAUACAAAAAAAAUUCAGAGUUUUCCAACCUUGGGAACUUUUUAAGACUUCAACUCCCAGAAUCCUCCAGGCUUCUCUUGAGAACAGACUCUAUGGCUGCUCAUCCAAUAUUUCUCAACCUGAGCACUAUUUUAAGAAGUUUGGACUUCAAUUCCCAGAAUUCCCCCAGCUAGCAAAGUUUGGGAAACCCUGGAUUUCAGUGGCAAGGAUCUUGCAUUCCAUUAAGCAGCAUUUACGUUAAUCAUGGUUUUCUGGCUAAGCCACGGUGAUUAUGUUUUCCUCCAGAAACCUGGCUUAAAUAUACGUCCCAAUAGGUUGGUUCACACAAAUAACCUGAGCCACAAACAUAAAGAUUUAGCAGAGUAGAGCAUAUAUGCUCUUUAUAAAUUUCAACCAAACAACUAACUACAGUUAUUCCAAGUUUUGUAAGAGAUAAAUGUCAAGAAAGGGAAUAUUCUAAUAUGCCACCUCAUAUUGGAAAAAAACCUAUAGUUUUGAGUAUCUUUUUACCUAUUUCUUUACAUUUAAAAGACACUCAUCAUGGCAUUUUUCAGUUUGUAUCCACAGGGUGCCACAGCUAUUUGUAAAUAGCUGAAUGAA